AUGGCUCUCCGUCGUGUACUGACCUCCAGCAAAACCUUCAAGGCUUCUUUAAGCCUGCUACGCCGCUCUAUGGCUAGCACGACUGACAAAAUGACUGUUCGUGACGCACUUAACACCGCAUUGGACGAAGAGCUCGCCCGCGACGAUGAAGUUUUUCUUAUGGGUGAAGAGGUCGCGGAAUACAACGGCGCCUAUAAAGUCUCGAAGGGAUUGUGGGAAAAGUACGGUGACAAACGUAUCAUUGACACGCCUAUUACGGAGCAGGGCUUUACGGGUUUGGCUGUCGGUGCCGCCUAUCACAACACGAAACCGAUCGUUGAAUUCAUGACGUUUAAUUUCGCCAUGCAAGCCAUUGACCAGAUCAUCAACUCGGCCGCUAAGCAGUUUUACAUGUCUAACGGUGAUAUUAGCGUGCCUAUUGUCUUCCGUGGCUCCAACGGUCCCGCUGCUGGUGUUGCCGCACAGCACUCGCAGUGCUAUGCUGCGUGGUACGGCAGCGUACCCGGCCUUAAGGUAGUGGUCCCUUACGACUCGGAGGACGCUCGCGGUUUACUUAAAGCUGCCAUUCGUGACCCCAACCCCGUUGUGGUGCUAGAGAACGAGCUAUUGUAUGGUGUCUCGUUCCCCGUGUCUAAGGAAGCACAGGACAAGGACUUCACGAUCGAAAUCGGCAAGGCCAAGAUCAUGAAGUCAGGCAAGGACGUCACGCUGGUCGCUUUCUCCCGCAUGGUGGGUGAGGCUUUGGAGGCUGCUUCUGUUUUGGCCAAGGAGGGUAUUGAUGCCGAGGUGAUCAACCUUCGUUCGAUCCGCCCGUUCGACCGUCAGGCCAUUAUUGACUCGGUGAAGAAGACCAACCGUAUGGUGUCAAUCGAGGAGGGAUGGGGUCAGCACGGUAUUGGUGCCGAAAUUGCCGGUAUCAUCAUGGAGACUGAGGCCUUUGACUACCUGGACGCUCCUAUGGAGCGCGUGACGGGAACGGACGUGCCCAUGCCAUACGCUGAUAACCUGGAGAAGUUGUGUUUGCCCCAGGUCGAGGACAUCGUUGCAGCCGCUAAGCGCACGGUGGCGCGCAACCUCUAA
This is a messenger RNA of Peronospora farinosa, 1080 nucleotides long. The record is from the annotation of a GenBank genome assembly. Lineage: Eukaryota; Oomycota; Peronosporomycetes; Peronosporales; Peronosporaceae.